AUGAAACGAGGUUAUAUUGUGACAAUUAUUUGGGAAGUUAUAUCUUUUACAGCAUUUGUUUUAAAUUUAACGGCCAAUAGUAGUGACCGUUGGUGGGUAAAAGCAAGAGAAGGUGGUGAACAUACGUUUGUAAGAGCUGGCUUAUGGCAAGUUUGUUUUAAUAUGUAUCGUCAUCGUUUUGAUUAUUACGGAAAGAUUUAUCAUGGUUGUUGGUGGCUUUUUUCUCCUGAAAUUCGUCUUUUACGUUCAUGGAUUUCAACAAAUUGGCUUCGUUGGGUUCAAGCAUUAUCAACGCUUUCAUUAAUAACAUCAUUUUUUGCUGUUAUUGUUGCUUUACUCAUUCUACGUAAUAGUAACGGAUUUCGAUCAUCAAAACAAAUUCUCUUUGCAGCAGUACUACAUGCCAUUGCUGGAAUAUUAAUGUUAGCAACAGUUAUUGCAUUUGGUAUUGAUGGCCGUCGACGUGAUUGGAUGUUGAAUUGGCAAUUUAAUUGGUUUGGCUGGAGUUUUAAGUUAGCCAUUGUUAGUGGUAUACUUCACAUAAUAGCAGCAUUGAUGGCUGGCUAUCAGGGAUCAAAUAGGUAUUUGCAUGAUAUGUAUGAUUAUGAAAGAGCUCAUGAAGAAAUAGAAAAUCGUUCAACAUUAAAAGUACCUACUUAUCAAGGUCGUCCAACAUCUGAGCGUGCCUUAUCAUCAAGCGGAGAAAGUAAAACAUAUCUUCAUCAAUAUGCAUAA
Rotaria socialis is the source of this 735-nucleotide messenger RNA. Lineage: Eukaryota; Metazoa; Rotifera; Eurotatoria; Philodinida; Philodinidae. The record is from the annotation of a GenBank genome assembly.